Molecule: messenger RNA, 1823 nt
Organism: Scophthalmus maximus (turbot)
Lineage: Eukaryota; Metazoa; Chordata; Actinopteri; Pleuronectiformes; Scophthalmidae
Gene: taf15
Product: TAF15 RNA polymerase II, TATA box binding protein (TBP)-associated factor
Exons: 16
Coding region: 149-1426 (425 amino acids)
Biological process (GO): regulation of DNA-templated transcription
Cellular component (GO): nucleus
Molecular function (GO): RNA binding; transcription coregulator activity
Source: RefSeq, a predicted model, not a curated record
AGAAGUUGCAUAAGGGAAGUGCCGCAGUGAGUCCGGUCUAGCGCUGUUCUCCGCUGCGUGUACGUCGAGCAGGGUUUUUUAAUCAGCCGAUCAGAACGAGCAGGCUCACUUUUUAAACGAAAUACCCACAUAGACAUCACCGCGCAAAAUGGCCACUGACUCGGGCUACGGGCAACACGGUGCCUCACAACCAAGUUAUGGAUCAUAUGGCGCUCAGCCAGGCGGACAGGGUUAUGGACAAGGAAAUGGCGGAGCGCAGAGUUACAGUGGCUAUACACAACCAGCCGCUACACAAGACGCUUAUAGCCAGCCUCAGCAACAGACCUAUGAUAAUUAUGGACAGGAAUCAUCUGGGUAUGGCAGCAAGUCGUCAUCUUAUGGGCAGCAAAGUUCCUAUGGUGCUCAGGGACAAGGAGGUGGAGAGAGUUACGGACAGCAAAGCUCCUACGGUGGUCAAGGCCAAGCAGGUGGAAGCUAUGGAAGAUGGAGUGAAGGUGAAGCUGGUGGCCAGGGCGCGAGGUUUGGACGAGACCAUGGCGAUCGUGAAGAAGGAGGGGGCUACAGAGGCCGGGGCCGUGGCGGUGGCGGCUACGAUCGUGGCAGUUAUGACCGCAGUGGUGGAUACGACCGCGGCGGAUACGACCGCGGCGGAAGAGGCGGACCUCCUGGUAUGGGAGGUGGUGACCGUGGUGGCUACAAAAAUUACGGUGGCUCUCGAGACUACGGCUCAAGGGAUGAACCAGCUGGAGACGCUGGAGACAACUCUGACAACAACACCAUUUUUGUAGAGGGGCUCGGAGACGAUGUCUCGGUUGAGGAAGUCGGCGAGUACUUCAAGCAAAUUGGUAUCAUCAAGGUGAGCAAGAAGACCGGAGAGCUGAUGAUCAACAUCUACAGUGACAAGGCCACUGGUCUGCCGAAGGGAGAAGCUACAGUGUCCUUUGAUGACCCGCCCUCGGCCAAAGCUGCUAUUGAUUGGUUCGACGGCAAGGAAUUCCGCGGCAAACCCAUCCGGGUGUCGUUUGCCACCCGCAGAGCCGAGUUCACACAGAGAGGAGGCGGAAGAGGGGGGCGAGGAGGAGGUUUCAAAGGUCGUGGUGGUGGUGGUGGUGGUGGAGGACCCAACUUUGACAUUAAGGGAGGAGACUGGCCCUGUCCCAACAGCUCUUGUGGCAACAUGAAUUUUGCCCGGCGGCAGGAGUGCAACAAGUGUGGUGCACCUAAACCAGGAGACGCAGGCGGUGGGGACCGUGGAGGCAGAGGUUACGGCGGCGACAGAGGUGGUGGCUUCAGAGGUCGCGGAGGUUUCCGUGGCGGAGACCGUGGCGGCUACGGCGGUGGCGGCAGCGGUGGAGGAUUCGGAGGUGGCUACAAGAUGGGAGGAAGAGGUGACCGCAGAGACGACAGAAGAGAGCGGCCAUACUAAGUGUUGAACAGAAGGAAACCAUUCCAGCCCUUCAGGUCACUGUGGAGGGGAAGGGGGUGGGAGUUAGUUUGGGAAAACUGGGAAAGAGGAUCUGGACCUGGGGAUAGAUCAGAUAUUCUGAUUUGUGGCCAGAGCAUCCCAACCUACUCUUCACCGGGAGCUGAUGUGAAGGGACUGUGGGGCUGAUUGGCACUGUCAGCAUGUGGUCAUCCUAUUUUUUUUUUUUCUGUCUUAUUUCUUUGUACAUCCUUUUAAUUUUCACAGACUCUAGAUGCUGAUGUUUUGUGAGAUAGAUCUCGUACCAUUGUUUUGUAUGAACGAAUAAAAAUGUUUUACUUGGAUUUCUUCUUUUUUUUUUUUCUUUUUCCAAAAUGAUAUUAAAAACUGUGAUCUUUUC